AUGUAUUUGAAAUCUCAUGGCACCGAGAACCUGAGGGGCUGGGAGGCUGAGGAAAUGGAGGCGGCUUUCUACGUAGAUCUCGUUGCGCUUGUCUCCCGGGCCGUCCUAGAGCUCAUGGAUACCGGUCGAUGGAUAGUCCCGUUGAGCGGCGACUGCAGGAGCAGCUCGCAAUUGAGCGGCCCCUCUAUGAACGUUAGCAGCACAAUGAAACAGUUUCAAGAGCAAAACAUGACAGGCGGUAUCUACGGCACAUGGGCAUUCGACAGUACAAAUUAUAUGAACAUGGGACUUCGAAUAUCCUGGGCGACAGUAGUCAACGGCAAGGUCGAGUCAUUCAAGAAGGUCGCCAUCUGGCGGGCUGAUCAAGGAAUUGAGUUGGAACCUGAGUAUACGUCACUGACUAAUAACAACGGCGCCAAACGAUACAUGAUAGUUACUGUUGUGCAACCGCCGUUCAUCAUGAAAGAGACAGUAAACAACGUGACGACAUACAGCGGCUACUGCAAAGAUCUCAUGGACCUUAUUAAGGGCAUCUUGAAAUUUGAGUACGAAUUGUACGAAGCACCAGAUGGCAUGUAUGGCUCGCUGAGUGAAAGCGGCGAAUGGAAUGGAAUGGUCCAGGAGCUUAUUAAAGGGAAUGCAGACAUGGCCGUAGCAGACCUAUCAGUGAUGGCAGAACGCGAAAAUGUCGUCGACUUCACUGUGCCAUUCUACGACUUAGUUGGAAUAAAAAUAUUGAUGAAAGCACCGAAGUUCGAGUACACGCUAAUGAAGUUUGCAGCAGUGCUGGAACCUCCGGUCUGGUAUUGUUUUGCUGCUGCCUACUUUUUGACAGGGAUACUUCUGUGGUUAUUCGACCGCUAUAGUCCGUAUAGCUAUCAGAACAAUAAGGAGAAAUACGAAGGAGAUGAUGAGCAAAGAGUUUUCACAAUUAAAGAGGGUCUGUGGUUUUGCAUAACGUCACUGACUCCGCAAGGCGGUGGCGAAGCACCGAAAAGCGUGUCGGGACGACUCGUCGCCGCCACCUGGUGGAUGUUUGGCUUCAUCAUGAUCGCCUCGUACACGGCAAACCUGGCCGCUUUCCUCACCGUGCAACGCUUCGAGUCGCCCAUACAGUCGCUGGCAGACCUCGCUAGCCAGUACGACAUAGGCUACGGCCCGAUAGAUGGCACAGCCUCAUGGACGUACUUCAAACGCAUGGCUGACAUCGAGGAGCGCUUCUAUACCAUUUGGAAGGACAUGAGUCUCAACGAUUCACUGAGCGACGUAGAGCGCGCGAAGUUGGCCGUCUGGGACUACCCCGUCAGCGACAAGUUCACGAAGAUGUGGCAGCAGAUGAACAGCUUCGAGCAUGCGCUGGAUAGAGUGCGGAACUCCGACACGGCAACCUCUGGGUUUGCCUACGUAGGAGAUGCUACGCACAUAAGGUGGGCAAUGGUGGAAAACUGUGGAUAUAUCGCUGUGGGUGAAGAGUUCAGUCGUAAACCGUUCGCAAUUGCUGUAAGAGAGGGUUCUCUGUUGAAAGACGAUGUCUCGACAGCUAUUCUGAAGCUGCUCAACGAGCGAUCACUGGAGGAGCUGAAGGAGAAAUGGUGGAGCUCCACGCACGUGUGCCCGAAAUCCGAGAAUGAGGGCGACGGCAUCACGAUAGAAAACAUCCGCGGCGUGUUCCUGUUGAUCCUGAUCGGUGUGACUCUCGCACUCAUCAUGCUUGCUUUCGAGUUUUGGUACUACAAAUAUCGUGGCAGGGCGCGAGUAGAAACCAAAGUGAUUAGAGUAAAGACGGCCGAUAACGAUCGCAACGUUAGCCAAUUUCCCACUAAGCCUGACGCCAGCAGCGCAAAGCAACGAUGCACGACCAUCACAGCCGCUGCGGGUGCUGACUCACGUGGCAACGGCUAUGCAAAUGAAUUCGGCACUCGUCCAACUGUGUACAAUAAUGACGACAAUUAUAACAGCGGACAAAGUUAUUUAAACCAUUACGAUAGCUCUAAUGUUGACGCCGCCAAGUCUUUUAAUACGUUUUCCUAA
Messenger RNA from Priapulus caudatus, 2031 nucleotides. Its product is annotated as glutamate receptor ionotropic, kainate 3-like. Lineage: Eukaryota; Metazoa; Priapulida; Priapulimorpha; Priapulimorphida; Priapulidae. Gene Ontology annotation, cellular component: postsynaptic membrane; plasma membrane. The record is from RefSeq and is a predicted model, not a curated record. The coding region runs from base 1 to 2031 and encodes 676 amino acids. Gene Ontology annotation, biological process: monoatomic ion transport; modulation of chemical synaptic transmission; synaptic transmission, glutamatergic. Gene Ontology annotation, molecular function: glutamate-gated receptor activity; transmitter-gated monoatomic ion channel activity involved in regulation of postsynaptic membrane potential. The transcript is spliced from 11 exons.